Lodderomyces elongisporus is the source of this 3513-nucleotide messenger RNA. RefSeq lists its product as uncharacterized. Lineage: Eukaryota; Fungi; Ascomycota; Pichiomycetes; Serinales; Debaryomycetaceae. The coding region runs from base 1 to 3513 and encodes 1170 amino acids. Gene Ontology annotation, cellular component: chromatin. Gene Ontology annotation, molecular function: zinc ion binding; RNA polymerase II cis-regulatory region sequence-specific DNA binding; DNA-binding transcription factor activity, RNA polymerase II-specific. The transcript has a single exon. Gene Ontology annotation, biological process: DNA-templated transcription; regulation of transcription by RNA polymerase II. The record is from RefSeq and is a predicted model, not a curated record.
AUGAGCACUUCAAGCACAGGCAGCACGCCCCUUGAUUUCGAGGAUGCAAACCAUAACAAUUCAGCCGCCCCUUCUUCAGUUGCCAAUAUAACCACGACCAACACCACCAAGAAAAAGAAAAAACGUUCUUUGGGAACAUUUCCAUGUCAGCACUGCGACAAAGUUUUUAGUAGAUCCGACCACCUAGCUCGUCAUAAUUUGAACCACGAACCAAAGGAAGUGUUUGUUUGCGAUUUCCCAGUCGAAAUGGGCGAGGCAAGUGGAAAUGGAAAUGGAAGUAGAGGGGUAGGUGGUGGAACAACAAAAUGUGGAAAGACUUUUGUUAGGAAAGAUUUGAAAGAAAGACAUGUAAGAAGACACUAUGAACUAAUGAAUGAGGCAAGUGGUACUGCAGCGACAUCACCAGCCAAAUCCGACAACAAUAAUGGACGUACUGGCGGAAAAAGAGACAUCAAGAGGAAAAAAUACGGUUCAAGUAGUUCUAUUGCAACACUCGCUACUGAUACUGGGAUUUCACAUCAGCCAGGAAACGGUAUGCAAAUCUCAAAUCUCAUUGACACAGCAGAGAGAAGAGUAUCCUACCCUAAUGUUCAUACUCCUAAUGGACGAGAAAGACAUUCACUGCUCAACUCUUCACAUUCUAACCACUUUCCACCUACUCAUCCUACUCAACUGCUACUAGAACAACAGCAUCAACAGCAUCAACAGCAUCAAAACAUUCAUCAUCAUCUUCAACACCAACAAACUCACGACAAUAAUCAGUUGGCACACACACCAAUUUCUGGUGCACCACCAAUACCACCAACAAUCGACUCCUCUCCCCUGUAUCCCUUGACUACCAAUCUUGGGUAUCCCAACACAAAUAACUUUGACACUCUACUCAAGAACUACGGAACAACUUUGCCCCAAAAUGAUAUUUUGAAUUGGUUGUUCAACGACUAUCAACAGACAAGCGUACCGUACCAGGUCCAGCCUGCUAGUACUAUCCCACAGCAUCAUCAACAACAGCAGCAACAGCAACAAAAGGUGUCACAAAUACAAGCAGUACCGUCAUUUCAGCAACAACACUCACAACAGAGUAAUACAAUCAAUUUUGGACUUGGUCAAAACACCCCCAAUAUCCCAUCACCAUAUGUGAUGUCGCCUCAAAUGACAAGUAAUGGCCAAUCAAAUAUAAGUCAAUCAGUACAACCACCAUAUGACAGUGCAAACAUACUUCAUAACGGAAUCAUGGAUGCAAAUGUAUUUUCAAAUGAAUCCAAUCCUCUCGAUGAGUUCUUCACAACUAAUUAUAAUAAUAUGGCAUCAAAAACUGCACGGAGAUCCAUCACUGAAGAAAAUGCAAGAUUCCCUAACCAGGUAUAUAAUACUGAUACGACAACCACAUCUCCCACUAGCACCGCUGACUCUGUUGCCGAGAGUGUUCCCGCACUUUCAGACAUCACCUUAACCGAAGAGGGUAAGUAUAUGCAUUUCUCAGAAAGAUACAAUAUUGGCAAGUAUAGAAACUAUUAUUUGGACACUCAAUUGGUUAACUCAAUUUUUCAAUCACUCGGUAUCAACAGACUAGAUAUCGCCAAACUUGGAGAAGCCAAUAACAAAUUGGAAAAUAAACUCGAAAGCAAACUCGAAAGUAAACUCGAGAACAGAUUUGCAUACUACUUGUCGCUGUAUUGGAGCCAUUUUCAUCCCCAAUUUUCCAUUGUUCACAAACCGUCGUUUGACACAAAGACAGCCAACCCGUUAUUAUUAGCAUCAAUGAUUAUUGUUGGUGCUCAGUAUAGUUUCCCCGGAACAGCAGAACAAUUGUCUCAACAACGUAAGAAAUCCCUUGAGUGGGAAAUUAGUAAUGCACUUGCACAACCAUUGAGGUUUGCAUUGUUUCAGCACGAGGAUUUCAAGUCGCCAGUCAAAGUAUGGAUUUUGCAAUGCCUCAACAUGUUGGAAUGGGUGGAGAAAAAUUUUCUUUCUCGGAGGUUGCACGAAAGAGCGCACUUACAUCAUGGAACUACUGCACAACUAUUGAGACGAAGUGCAAUGAUGGGUGGGAACCCUGCAAAGAUCAACAAGAAAAGCACAAGCGCGCCAUCAAGUGCAGGGGAAGAGAGCGAGACAAAUGAAGCUGAAGAUUCUCGCGGAGAGGAAAAUAAUGAUGAAAACAAGGAUCAAGUAUUGUUUGAUCAAUGGGUGGAAUCUGAAUCUUUAAAGAGGGCAACAUUUAUGACUUUUUAUUUGGACAUAAUUGAUUAUGUCAAGUUCCGCCAUAAUCCACAAAUUUUGUUUUACCAAUUACAGUUGCUCAAUAUCCCAUGCAAUGAAGAAACUAUUUGGGAGUCAACCGAAAUCAAUGGCUCGUUUAAAAAACUUGUUAAACGAUUAAAAAAGCUUCAAGAUGCAGGUAAUAAGAAAAAAGUCCCUAAAAAGGAAAGUUUCUUGUCUGCUGUGAAAAAAUUGCUCAAAAGUGGAGGAGGAAGCGGAUUAGGAGGAAUGAAGUUUGAAGAACUUAAAGCCGAGUCGCCCUUUUACAAAAAAAUCUUGCUUGCAGGAUUGAUCUCACUAAUGUACCAAAUGCAACAAGUUGAGCUUCAAACGCAUUCGUCGUUGCUCACGGGCAAUCAUUUGAGCAGUAAUAGCAAGAUAUGGAGAGAAAUGCUUUCUCGAGUCUUUGACACUUGGUACUUUCAAAUAAUGGACAAUGCGAAACCCACCGCUACUACAGGCGUGUCCGUUUACAAUACACCUAAAGUGAAUGUAUCUUUACCUAUAUUUUACCUAACACAAAUUAUUGCUAUGCCCGAUUUGACCAACUAUGAUAUUGCAAUUUAUUGUGGCUCGCCGGCAAAUCAAAGUGUUGCUGCGUCAAUGAAGGACCAUCACAUUGUUCAACGCAAGAUGAUCAAUCUUUGGGGAAGUAAAAACAAAAGCGUCGAGAGUUUAAGAAGUAUUGUUUAUUGUCUUGUCUUCCUAUGGAAUGUCUUUUUGGGAGAAGAAAAUGAACCAUUAGACUGGAACUCUAAUUGCGACUAUCAUGAUUCAGCUGCACCGUUGAGUUUGGCAAUCUUGGUGCUAUGGAGUUUCUGUUUUGUGACUUGUGGUCUUGAAAGUAACCGAUAUCCAGAAAUUGAACAUAUGAAUGAAACCAGUCUGGAUAGUAAUAGAUACGAGGAACAGCUUGCAACAUUGAGUGCCGAGAAUGGUUAUCAAUAUUUAAUACGGAUCAAAGAGGAGUUUUUGACCAAUUUAAGGAAACAAAAUUUGCAUAAGGAGUAUAGUAUACAUCCUUAUUCAGGAACAAAACACCAUGAUGUGAUUAACAAAUAUUGUGAAAUUCUUCCUUUGAUUUCCAAUAAGCAAAACAUUUCUGGGUUAUGUUUCUUGAUAGGUAGUAAGCUUGUUAGAAGUCAGUGGGAGAUUAUGCGAGAGCACGGGAAGUUGAUAAUCAAUUGUGGGUUGAGAUCAAUAGGAAAGAAGAAUAUACUUUGUCUGGACUUGUUUGAUAAUGAAUUUCAAUAA